CUCGAGAGUGAGCAGAGCAGAGAGCAGAGGAGCAGAGGUCCAUCCGUCAGCAGGCAUCGAUCCUUGUUCCUUCCUCGUCCUAUCCAUCCGCAGCUGCUGCACGACGCAGAUGGCAGCAGCGACGGCGACGGCGGCGGCCUCCGUCUUGCUGCCGCGCCCCAGGCUUCCGCCGCCGCCGGCCCCGGCCGCCUUCCUCCGCUUCUGCUCCACGAAACACCAUCGGAAGCAGCGGCUGGCCGUCGUCGUCUCCCUCGCCGCCCCGCCGUUCAGCGGCGCCGCCCGUUCGUCCCGGAAGCGGAGGUGCUCCGCCGCCGCCGCCGGCCGCUCCGCGGGCGGAUCGUCGGAGAAAUGGGUCCUUGAGCCCGCAGGCGACGGCGACUGGCGGCACAUCGGCUACCGCGUGGCGCGGCCGGGCGCCAUCGAGAUCCCCACCUCCGGGGCGGUGACGGUGGGGCGGGUGCCGGAGAAGGCGGACGUGGCGGUACCGGUGGCGACGGUCUCCGGCGUGCACGCGCGGCUGGAGAUCAAGGACGACGGCACCCUGGCGGUCACCGACAUGGACAGCACCAACGGCACCUACGUCAACGAGAGGAAGCUCGUGCCCGGGUUCGCCGUCGCCGUCAACCCCGGCAGCCUCCUCAUCUUCGGUGAUAUCCACUUGGCCAUGUUCCGCGUUACGAAAGUCGUCGUUGAUGCGCCGCCGGUCACCGCCGCCGGAGACGAGCAGGAGGAAGCCAAGAGCGAGGUAGUAACGGUAGCUGAAGAAGCAAGCGGCUAAAUCCUCCUGCGUUCCUCUCUCGGGAGAUGAAGAAUGCUAGUACGUUAUGGUAUGGCCAGUACUCUCAGGAGAUGUACAGAGAUGUAUGUAAUCUGUCCGUAGCUAGAAAGAGAGGAGCAGCUGGUGUCACACACGAAAAUAAGAAGAUCCAGCAGCAAGUAUGAAGUAUCAUCAUCAAACAAGAAGCCAGCCAGUGGUUUCUGGUUAUCUCAAUGUAUAAUACUAGCUGUUGGUUAUAAGCUUGCAACAUGGAAGGCAGGAAAAAAACAAUCAAAUCAAAACCACAACUGGAAGAGAAACUAGUUACCCUCAAAAACUGGUGAAGCACUGUAAACUUUGCCUAAACUGCUGCAUGAACAUAACAAUGGUUGUCUGA
Messenger RNA from Brachypodium distachyon (stiff brome), 1154 nucleotides. RefSeq lists its product as uncharacterized. The record is from RefSeq and is a predicted model, not a curated record. NCBI's taxonomy places the organism in Eukaryota, Viridiplantae, Streptophyta, Magnoliopsida, Poales, Poaceae. The transcript is spliced from 4 exons. Gene Ontology annotation, molecular function: protein binding; mRNA binding. Bases 110 to 778 code for a protein of 222 amino acids.